Messenger RNA from Trichophyton benhamiae CBS 112371, 1035 nucleotides. RefSeq lists its product as uncharacterized. The record is from RefSeq and is a predicted model, not a curated record. Gene Ontology annotation, molecular function: dihydroorotase activity. Gene Ontology annotation, cellular component: cytoplasm. Gene Ontology annotation, biological process: pyrimidine nucleotide biosynthetic process; 'de novo' pyrimidine nucleobase biosynthetic process. Lineage: Eukaryota; Fungi; Ascomycota; Eurotiomycetes; Onygenales; Arthrodermataceae. The coding region runs from base 1 to 1035 and encodes 344 amino acids. The transcript has 5 exons.
AUGCGGUUGAGGACUCUGCCUCGUCUGGAGCUGCCGGCUGCGGCCGACAUGCAUGUCCACCUCCGUCAGGAUGCCAUGAUGCAGUUAGUUACACCCUACAUUCGAAAGGGAGGGGUUGAUACUGUCUUUGUGAUGCCAAACCUUCAGCCGCCCGUUACAACGGUAGCCCAGGCAGUAGAGUACAGGAACAAACUCCAAGAGAUCGAGCCAGAUGUCCACUACCUCAUGUCCUUGUACCUGCAUGACUCCAUUACUCCGGACGUGAUCAAGGAGGCCGCGGCUGCCGGUAUCACUGGCGUCAAGGUCUACCCGCAAGGAGUGACUACCAAUUCGGCUGCGGGCGUCACUAGUCUGGAAGACUUCUAUCCCGUGUUCGAGGCCAUGCAGGAACAUGACAUGGUACUCAAUUUGCACGGUGAAGUGCCGGACGUUGAUGUGAUGAAUGCAGAAGAGGCCUUUCUGCCAACCUUGAAAGGCAUCAACGAGAGAUUCCCAAAGCUAAGAAUAGUACUUGAGCACUGUACCACUUCUGCCGCCGUCGAGACCGUUCGUUCCUGCGGGCCAACGGUUGCCGCUACCAUCACUGCCCAUCAUCUGUACCUCACAGUAGAUGACACCGUUGAUCCCUUGGCUUUCUGCAAGCCGAUUGCCAAGACUCCCGCAGACCGAGAUGCCCUCAUCAGGGCCAUCUGCAGCGGUGAUUCAAAGUUCUUCCUAGAUCAGCCAAGGACCAACCAAAGCCAGCAGCUGGUGUUUUCACCCAGCCGUAACGCAACACAGUACGUCCUCCUUGCCCUGGAGGACGCCACCGAGCGUGGUAUCAUACAGGAGUCUGCCGUCACCCAGGAGCGACUAGAAGGGUUCCUUAGCCGGUCCGGCAGACGGUUCUACAAGCUGCCCGAGCCAGAGGCAGGAAAGAUCAUUCUCGAGAGAAAAGGAGAGACCAUAGAAAAGUCAAUCAAGAAUGAAGAUGGUAGUGUGGAAGUUGCCUUGUCAAGAGGCGGAGCCGAGAUCUUCUCCCUGCGAUGGGCUUAA